Schistosoma spindalis is the source of this 7121-nucleotide messenger RNA. NCBI's taxonomy places the organism in Eukaryota, Metazoa, Platyhelminthes, Trematoda, Strigeidida, Schistosomatidae. The record is from the annotation of a GenBank genome assembly.
CCAAUGAGGCAAAACAAAUAUUAUUCAAUGAUAUAUCACCUUUAGUUACGUCAUACUCUACAAUAAAGUGGAUAAUAAUAUUGAUAACUAUUGGAUUUAUUAGCUUAGUUAAGAAUGUCCAAGUGAAUAUAUCACUUACGAGAAGAAAAAAAACCGCCGACUACUUCAGCUAAACAGUAUAACAUAAUAGAUAGAACAUAGUCACUGCUUUACAAAAGGAUAAAAUCUCUAUAACAGAAAAAAAUACAAUGUCUUCCGUCAAAGUUGCUGUCCGUGUUAGACCAUUUAAUAGAAGAGAGAUUUUAAUGAACAGUGAAUGUGUCAUAUCGAUGUCGGGCCAAUCUACAAGUAUUAGAAAACCAAACUCUAAAGAACCUUCUAAAGUAUUUGAAUUCGACUACAGUUACUGGUCACAUACAGAUAAAUCGGAUCCAUUAUACGCAGAUCAAAAACAAGUUUACAAUGAUAUUGGUAAUGAUGCUCUUAACCAUGCCCUUGAAGGAUAUAAUGUAUGCAUAUUCGCUUACGGUCAAACAGGAUCAGGAAAAUCUUAUACAAUGAUGGGUAAACCAGGUGUUGAAGGUCAAGAGGGUAUUAUACCACAAUUAUGCCGUGAUCUUUUCAAAAGAUUAAGUAGAACAACUUCUGGUCAAAUUAUACAACAUAUGGUUGAAGUAUCAUAUAUGGAAAUUUAUUGUGAACGUGUAAGAGAUUUACUGGAUCCAAAAAGUAAAGGAAAUUUACGUGUAAGAGAGCAUCCUAUUCUUGGACCAUAUGUUGAAGAUUUAUCAAAAUGUGCUGUUAUCUCAUUUGAUGAAAUUAAUGAAUUGAUUGAUGUGGGUAAUAAAGCAAGGACCGUUGCUGCCACCAACAUGAAUGAAACAAGUAGUAGAUCGCAUGCUGUCUUCACAAUAGUUGUAACACAAAAAAUUGAAGAUUUAUCGUAUGGUACAACAAGUGAGAAAGUCAGUAAAAUAAGUCUAGUUGAUUUGGCUGGAAGUGAAAGAUCAGAUGCUACAGGAGCAACUGAUAUUCGUUUAAAAGAAGGAGCAAAUAUAAAUAAAUCACUUACAACACUGGGAAAAGUAAUUGCUGGAUUAGCUGAUAUGAGCUCAAAACGAAGAAAGAAGAAUGAUUUUAUACCAUAUCGUGAUUCGGUACUUACCUGGUUAUUAAAAGAAAAUCUUGGUGGGAAUUCACAUACAACAAUGAUUGCAGCCUUAUCACCAGCGGAUGUAAAUUUCGAUGAAACUUUAUCGACACUACGUUAUGCAGAUCGUGCUAAAAGUAUUGUAUGCAAGGCAAUUAUCAAUGAAGAUCCAACAGCAGUUUUAAUUAGAGAAUUAAAAGCUGAAGUAGCACGUUUAAAACAAAUUCUGAAGAUGGAAGAUCAAAUGAAAACCUCUAUUACCAUUGGAACUUCACCUAUAUCAAAUCAACAUUCUACAGAAACAUUUAUAUAUGAAGAUGAAACAACUUUAGAAGCAUUAAAGGCUUCUGAAAAGUUAAUUGCUGAAUUAAAUGAAACAAUGGAGAUGAAGCUUAGAAAAGCUGAAAUACUCAGAGAACAAAGAGAAAAUGAAUUAAUGGAAAUGGGAAUAGCUAUUCAUGAUGGUGGUGUCAGAGGUGUAUUUUCUCCAAAAAAUACUCCACAUUUAGUGAAUCUUAAUGAAGAUCCAGCCAUGUCAGAAUGUCUUAUUUACUAUCUUAAAGAAGGAAAAACUGUAGUUGGCCGAUUGGAAUCUGAAUCAGGAGUUGAUAUUGGAUUAAGUGGUCCACUUAUUCAUAAUGAACAUUGUAUUUUCUACACUGAAGGAAGCAUGGUUGAAUUUGAACAGCUUAAUGAAGCUGAAUGUUAUGUAAAUGGAAGUCUAGUUACAAAACGCAUUCAACUUCAUACAGGAGCUCGUGUGAUUUUAGGCAAAAGUCACGUGUUUCGUUUCAAUCAUCCACUUCAAAGUCGCGAAAAAAAGAAUCUUCCCGUCGAUAUGUCAACAAGUGUUACAGAACCAAUUGACUGGAAUUAUGCCAUCAGUGAAUUAUUAGAAAAACAAGGUGUUGAUUUAAGAAAAGAAGUUGAAAAUCGUCUAAUACAACUAGAAGAACAAUAUCGUCGUGAGAAAGAACAAUCUGAUCGUUUAUUUGCUGAACAGAGAAAAGAGUAUGAAGGUCGAAUACAAAGUUUGCAAGAACAAGUUGAACGUCAUUCAAUGUUAGAAUCUACAAUUCAGGAAGAAAUAGUUGGUGAAGUGGAACAUAAUGAAACUAUAUAUGAUUGUAAAUGGGGAGAUCGUGAAUAUGAAUUAGCUCGAUGGGUUUUUAAUAAAUGGAUCAAUCAUCAAUUUACAUCACUACGGGAUCAAUUAUGGGAAAACGCUGUCUAUCUUAAAGAAGCAAAUGCACUAAGCGUAGAACUAAAUAAAAAGGUUCAAUUUCAAUUUGUUUUAUUAACUGCUACACCAUAUACACCUAUUCCAAAUGAAUUAAAUCCUUUGGAUAAAUUAAAUUAUGAUUCAUGUGAAAAUCAAUGUAGUGAAUGUUCAUCUAUACAAAGUUUACCAGAAAUAGACAAUGAAAUGAACCAAUUAUGUAAUUCAUAUUGGUAUUCAUUAGAAAGAAUCUAUAAAAAUAAACCAAAAAAUUCAACUAUUUUAGUUAUAGAAAUUCGUGAUCUUUUAAGUAAUGCAAUACAAUAUUGGAGUUUGAGUACAUUUCAACGUCGUCUUCAAGCAAUGCAUGAUUAUUAUGAAGUAGAGACAGCAUUUUCUCCGACAUUGAAAAGUAUUGAAUAUAAUACAUUAAAUGAGAAACCGUAUAAUUCCAAUGAUAGUGAAAUGUCAUUUAAUGACAUUAAAAAGGAUCCAUUUCGAAAUGAAUUUCCUUGGUAUCAUAAAAUUGGCAGAGGUCUGUUAUACUUAAAGAAUCUAUACUAUGGCAUUCCAAUGACUAGUCAAGUCACUUUGUUAAAUGAACAUAGUUCAAUAACUGGUAUUUUAAAUAUUGAGGUUCAACCUAUUCUCAAUUUAAAUCGAUCAGAAAAUAAAAUGACAAAUGAUCAAGCUAAUUGUCAAUCUGAAGUCAAUGUAAAAACAAAUGAAUGUAAUGAAUUGGAAAUUGUAUUUGAUAACUUACAAUAUAUUAAAUGGCGAUCUUCAAUGUCAACUGAAAAUAGUUUUAAAACAAAUAAUUAUGAUAUUAAUGGAAAAAUUGUUGGUAAAUCAAAAGAUAAUUGUUUAUUUGAUCAGAAGGAAGGUUUUUUGAAUAAACAAUUCAGUGUUUAUGAUAAAGAUAAUGAACUGAAAUGUAGACGCCAUUGUCAGUUUUCUCAUGUAUCAACAUUGACCGACCAUCAAAAAUCUAGUGAAGAAUGGCUAAUGGAUUCCUUACAAUUCUCAGAAAAUGAUUUACCUAAUUUUUUAAAGCUUGGUGAAAUAUUCAAAUUUCGUAUUAAUAUAUUAAAUGCAAAGAAAUUCGAUUCAUCUUUUACUGAUGUUUUUUGUCAGUAUAGAUUUCAACAUCAACAUAAUGAAGUUUUUUCAACGGAUACUGUACAAUAUAAUAUGGAAAUAGAUGGUGUUAAUAUUAUGCAAUCACAAAAUUUCAAGGUGAUAAAUACCGUUGGAUUUCUCGAUUAUAUUCUUAACUAUCCACUGGAAUUUGAUGUUUAUGGACAUUUUGUUGAAAAAACCGCAGAAGAUCCUCAAAUACCAAGUACUCAAAACGUUUUGAAGUGUUAUCGACAUUGUGUGCCUCCAACCCUUCCGAGUUCAGCUCCUGUACCUCCUUUACGUUUAUCCAAUUCAGAGACAUUUAAAAGUUCUGAAAUAGUACAACGUUAUGAUAUACUUGUAUGGUUUGAAAUAUUAGAAUUAAAUCGUAAUGGAGAAUACGCACCUGUCCCAGUUGAUCGACUAGACGAAACACCAUGUCAAGGAGUGUUUCUUAUUCAUCAGGGAAUUCAAAGACGUCUAGCAAUAACUUUGGUACAUGAAUUUCUUGAUCCAAUAAAAUCUCAUAGAAUAGACAAUCAACUGAAUUGUUCACAAACAUGUCUUUUUCAAGGAAUACAUGAAGUAGUCGUUGGUCGAGUACGUGAAAAUCCUGAAUGGUUAGAUUCAGAUGAACAUACACAUAUCUUAUCACUUUCGUUAUUGCCCGCUCAGCAAAUACAUGAAACAAGCAGUGAUCGUAUAUCGUUUCGAUUUGAAGCCGCAUGGGACUCAUCACUUCAUGCUUCAAAUUUAUUAAAUCACGUUACACCAUACGGACAACGUGUCUACAUGACAGUGUCAUCCUAUUUGAAAGUAGAUGGUUGCCGUCGACCGGUUUGUAUGACAAAAGAUAUCGCAAUGAUUGUAUUGCCUAGAGAAUCUAAAUUUAUGACGCCAAGUCCACGUCUUAUACCAAAUCCUACUCGUGCUAUACUUAGGUCUUUAUGGUCGAUUUGGAGUGCAUUUUCCAAAAGCUUGGAAGCAAAUCAUGUCACGUCUGUAUAUGAUUUACAGCUUGGACACACUUCAUCAAAAAAUCAAAAUAUUUAUAAUAAAUCAGUCAUGGACACUAGUCUUACAUAUGUUAGAGGUGAGGAAAAUAUAAAAGGCUGGAGACCAAGAGGAGAUUCUUUAAUUAUUGAACAUCAAUGGGAAUUGGAACGUUUUCAUCGUAUUUCAUUGGUGGAGAAAACUAGACAAUUGUUGAAACUUCGUGAAAUUUUAGGAACUACACAGAAAUUAAUUUCAAAUUGUUAUAAUCGUUCUGAUACAAUUAAAGCAAAAUUACCAGAUAACUUGAAUUCUUUAGAAAAUUCUUCAUUAUCCCCUACUAAUAAGUCCCCUUCUCCAAAAAGACCAACAUCACUUGAUCUAACAAAUAAAAGAGAAAAUAAUACAAAUAACAAAGAUUUGAUAAGUACAUCAAAUACUGAAGAGAUUAUAAAGCAAGUUAAUGAAAAUAGCUUAACAAGUCAUCAAACUGAAAUGUCUAAGAAUCAUUUACUCAUAACGAAAUGUUUAACCGCACUAACUAAUUAUAUGCCAAUUAGCAAAUGUUUAAUCCGACAUUUUGGAGUUACAACUAAGAAACCAUAUCUAAUUGACUCUAUUACUAGUAACAUUUCAACAUUGAGUAUAUCAAAAUCAGAUAGUGAUUUUCAUUCGGAUGAUAAUAAAAUUAAUACACAAAUGGAUAUGAUAGGCAGUGUGUAUUCUGAUCAAGCUGCUGAAAUGAAUUUUAGAUCAUUCAGUUCUGGUAUACCUAGAUCAGCCACAACUGAUUCAAUUCAAAAUAUACUUACCGGAGAAAGUUACUUCUCAUCAAGUUAUUUAGUUGGUGAAUGUGAUGAGGUUCGUGUUAGCCCAGUGAUUAGUCGCAAAGGAUAUCUAUUAGUGCUAGAGGAAAGAACAGCUGGCUGGUUACGUAGAUGGGCUGUUGUCCGUAGACCUUUCCUGUAUCUAUAUAAUCAUGAAAGGGACUUUAUUGAAAGGGGCCUUAUAAAUUUAACUACCUCACAGAUAGAAUAUGAUAUGAAUAUGGCGUAUAUUACAAAAGACGAUUUAUUAGAUGAUACAAAAACAAAUUCUGUUCAUUUAAUUUCUAAAAAUGAAUCAGUUAUGUCGCCAACAUCAUUAUUUCCAAGUAAAGUGAAUAUGUUCACGUUGAUAACGAACACGCGAACAUUAUUAAUACAAACAAUAACAGAAGAUGGUUCAGAUAUUCAUGAUUGGCUAUAUGCACUUAAUCCUUUGAAAGCAGGUGAAAUUCGUUCUCGUUUAGGAAGAAAAAGAAGAACAAGGAAAUUAGAUAAAUUGGAACAUUAUAGUAAAUAAAAAGACACACAAUCAUUGUCAUAUAUAUAAAUACACACACUUACACACUAACAAAUAUACUUGAUUAAUAAAACUGAUGAGAUAUUUAGAGAAAAGCCAUUAAGAAAACAAAAAAUUUAAACAAUACAAACUUUCGCUAUUUAAUUAAUUAAUUGAACAAGUUACGAUACAUCUAUUUUAUUUUUGACUUCUUAUGAAUACUCUGAAAUGGUUGAAUAAAGCCAUUUCACAAAUCUUCAGAUUUCAUCAAAAGUGUUUUUUCUCCCCCCCUCCAAUAAACUACAUUCUAUAUAUUUAAUUAUUUAUUCAUUUAUGUGGUUAAUAAACUAUCAGUAAAUAGCAUGGCAAAGAAGUCAUUAUAUUUUUUCAAUUGUCCCCCAUGUUUAUUCUUGUCUUUUCGUAUUGUUUCAUUUCAUCUAUUUUCAAUCAAUAAUAAUGUAUUUUGAAUUAUUUUUCAUUGAAAUGUGAUUUAAUUCCAAUCAUAUUUAUCUCCCAUAAAAACCACAUCCCCACGCCCUCCGCCCCCACCCCCGCGUGCGCACACACACAUACACAAAAACAAAACAAAUCUGCAUUUCUUCGUCGUAUAAACAUUUAAUCAAUUUUAAAUAAGAAAAAAAGUUUUUGUUUUAUGAAAAAAAGUUCACUGUCUAUAAUUUGAAUUAUUUUAUUGGAAAUUAUAAAGUAAACAUGUAUUUUACAAUUUAAUUUGUAUUAUGAAAUGAUUAUGUAACCCAUGUGAAUAUCAAUGUUUACCUUUUAUCUUAAAGAUAAUAUUUGUUAAAGUGUUGUGAAUUUAUUAUUAUUAUUUUGUUUGUUUGUUCGUUUUUGUUUCAUUUCGCUUUAUAAUUUGUUUUUUGUUUUUUCUCCUUAUUAUGUAAUCAUGCAGUCAUGAAAUGUAUUACAUUGUGUAAUUUAUAAAUUCUUAUGAAAUUUCAAUUUAAACUAAAUCUUUCUUAUCUUUGUUAAUUGAAAUCUUUAAUUCGAAUAUUUAAUAAUGAUAUACUUGUUCGAUUACUUAUAUUGUCAUUUAAAAAUAACAAUUAAUUCAAUGCUUUUGUGUAAACUUAUUUUCUUUUGUUCAUUGCAAUAUCAAUAUAGAUAUAAAAAUAAUUUUAGAAACUCCUUUAAUAUUUCUAAUGUCUUUUUGUUAGUAAACAUUAUUAGCAUUGAUCGAUUUAUGAUCUCAAUUUUAAGGAAAAACUCAACAUUCCUCACAACUCUAUACUGAUCAUGUGCUCUCUAGUGAGAAACCGUGACCAGUGAAGUUAAUCCAUAUAGGUUGUGAGAUAAUUA